This is a messenger RNA of Rana temporaria (common frog), 1595 nucleotides long. RefSeq names its product solute carrier family 15 member 2-like. Bases 93 to 1556 code for a protein of 487 amino acids. Gene Ontology annotation, molecular function: dipeptide transmembrane transporter activity. Lineage: Eukaryota; Metazoa; Chordata; Amphibia; Anura; Ranidae. Gene Ontology annotation, biological process: transmembrane transport; oligopeptide transport. The record is from RefSeq and is a predicted model, not a curated record. The transcript has 17 exons. Gene Ontology annotation, cellular component: membrane.
AUUGACCACAAAUUGGGAGAAGAAGAAAAGGAAGAUGCGAAGGAGGAACGUCGCUCUUCCUUGGAGGACUGCGCAGGGAGAAAGGAGCAACCAUGGGGGCAGGUUCCGGGGUCAGAAAUUUCUUCUCCAGAGAUUCGAUUCCGACCAAGAAAGUGCCGGGAAUAUGUGGAACCAAAUACCCGCUGAGUAUUCUGUUCAUCAUCGUCAACGAGUUCUGCGAGAGAUUCUCCUACUAUGGAAUGAAAGCCGUCCUGACACUUUACUUUGUGAACUACCUGCACUGGAGCGAGAACCGCUCCACCACCAUCUACCACGCCUUCUCCGGGCUCUGCUACUUCACCCCGCUCAUCGGGGCCCCCAUCGCUGACGCCUGGCUGGGCAAAUUCAACACUAUCUUUUAUCUGUCCAUUUUGUACGUGUUUGGUCAUGUGAUCAAGUCCGUGGGGGCCAUCCCGGAUAUCGGAAACAGUGAGUUGCACGUGGUUCUGUCUAUGAUUGGUCUGAUUGCCAUCGCCUUCGGGACAGGCGGUAUCAAGCCCUGCGUCUCGGCUUUUGGUGGUGACCAGUUCGAUGAAGAACAUGUAAAAGAGAGAGGAAAAUUCUUCUCCAUCUUCUACAUGUCCAUCAACGCCGGCAGUCUCAUCUCCACCCUAGUGACGCCCAUUCUCAGAGGAGGCGUCCAGUGCUUUGGGCAGGAUUGUUACGCUUUGGCGUUCGGCGUUCCGGCCGGUUUGAUGUUUGUUGCUCUGAUUGUGUUUGUCAGCGGGAGCGGCAUGUACAAGAAGUACCCGCCGCAAGGAAACAUCUUAGCCCAAGUCUUCAAGUGUAUCGGAUUUGCCCUCAAGAACCGCUGGAGGCAUCGCGCCAAGCAGUUCCCCAAGCGGGGGCACUGGCUGGACUGGGCCUCUGAGAGCUAUUCGAAAAAACUCAUCACAGAAGUGAAAAUGGUGACCAAAGUCCUCUUCUUGUACAUCCCCCUCCCGAUGUUCUGGGCUCUCUUCGACCAGCAGGGAUCGCGAUGGACUCUUCAGGCUACAAGAAUGAACGCCGAUUUCGGUUCAUUUGUCAUGCAGCCGGACCAGAUACAGGUCAUGAACCCACUUCUGAUCCUCAUUCUGGUCCCGGUGUUUGAUCUGGGGAUCUACCCUCUUGUCAGGCUUUGCAAGAUCAACUUCCACCCCAUCGCAAAGAUGGCCAUCGGCAUGCUGCUGGCAGCUCUGGCCUUCGCUGUUGCCACCGUUGUGGAGAUCAAAAUAAAUGAGACGAAUCCGCUCGUUCCAAAGCCGGGAGAGGCCACCGUGCAGAUCCUGAACUUUGCAGGACAAGACGCCACCGUCCAGAUUCCGAACAAUUCUCCGUUCACCCGACCGUCACUGAUCGGCGGAGAUUUCCAGGACCCAAAUUACAAGAAGAUUAACGUCACCGGCACUACAAAUGUGAAUGUGGAAAUUGGGACACAAAGCAUUUCCUGCUCAGGCAUUCGUGAGGAUAAAACGUUCUCCUUAUUGGUGGAUAGACACGCAGACAGUUCUCUGUAUUGUAGGACGGUGAGUUGAGCAGAAAUAUCCUACAAGUGAUAUAGGAGGGGCUUGUGA